UGUUGUCCAUCGAUAAUAUCGUGUCUACUGGUGAGAAACGUGUGAUAAGCAAUAAAUCCAAACCAAACAAGCUAGUAGGGCUGUGACCUGCGGUAAAUAUUAACUAAAAGCUUGCUUAUCAGGCUACAAAUUAUAACAAAUUGAUUGCUAAUCGUUCAUCCGUAGUUGCAGUUAAGAGAUAACGAUAAUGAAAACCGGAUUUAGUUUACAACCAGACGAUACAUCCCUGAAGAUGGUUCCAGUUCGUAGAUUCUUUUGGGCCAUGCCUGUUGCGAUCAACACGUCAGAGUAUAACUAUCCUUUUGAGGUGUGGGACCAGAUCCCUGACAAAGAUAUCAUCAUAAAACUAACCAUCUUGAUACCGAUCGUAUUGUUUGGAAUCCUCGGAAACGUAUCACUGCUGGAGAUCAUAUUCUCAAACAGAGCUCUGCGUACACCAACCCAUCUGCUGAUAGCGAAUCUGGCUCUAAUCGAUUUGGUGACCCUAGUGCUGUGCCCGACGUUCUUCAUACUGCACGAUAUUCAUCAGAGUUACGUCCUGGGACCGAUUGGAUGUAAGUUGGAGGGUUUCGUUGAAGGUGGCCUUCUAAUCACUUCCGUUUUGGCUCUUUGCGUCGUAAGCUACGAUCGUUUAGCGGCUAUUGUGCUAUCCAGGAAGGCAAGGUUUAAACUCAUGAGCGUUAUAAUCGCCUCAAUUCUUUGCUGGAUUCUCGGAUUUGCAGCUGCUCUUCCGUUGGCCAUCUACCGGAACUACAAAGAACGGGACUGGAGUAAUUUUCAUGAAACAUAUUGCUCCGAAGAUAAGCAGGUGAUGCCACUGUAUUGGGACUAUGUGAUAGUUCUGUUGGUCUGGCUUCCGUUGGGUGUCAUGAUGGUCACCUACAGUACGAUUCUUUGCAAAUUGGACCAGUAUGAAAGGAAAGCAAUGAAUAGGGAGCACCCGAUGGUGGUUCGAUACAAAAGUCGGGUGGCGAAGACUUUGUUCAUCGUGCUGAUUACAUUCGUAGUGGUGAGGAUACCGUUCACCGUGAUGAUACUGAUCUUCUACAAAAAUGUGGAUAGUACAAAUAGAUUUGCGAUAAGUGAAAACUUUGUUCUUAUAUGGUGGUUCAGCAAAGUGGCUUUCAUCUUUUUGUAUUCAGCUUUGAAUCCGGUCAUUUACGGGUUAACCAAUCGAACAUUUAGAAGGGCAUUCCGGAGCUCGAUAAUUCUUGGAGUAAUUUUACGUCUCAGUGAAGAUAAAGAUGAUGAUGAUGAUCAAGUUGCUAAAAAGCUUCAAAUGCCACGGAUAAUGACAUUUUCACGCAAACCAGGUGAAAAAGGAAUACCUCCAUAUAGAACCAAAAAUAGAAGAUCGGUUGCUAAUUGGUUGAACUCUACAAUAAGAAGGAAAGACAGAAAUCUUAGUGUGAAUCAACCUGAAACUAAGAGCCCGGAAGCAAAUGGAACGAAAUCGUCAGAAACGGCACAGAACGGAUCGCAUGAGUAGAACAAAUAAACUGCCUAUAGCA
This is a messenger RNA of Ochlerotatus camptorhynchus, 1511 nucleotides long. Its product is annotated as neuropeptide Y receptor type 2-like. The transcript is spliced from 6 exons. Gene Ontology annotation, molecular function: neuropeptide receptor activity; neuropeptide binding. Gene Ontology annotation, cellular component: neuron projection; plasma membrane. The record is from RefSeq and is a predicted model, not a curated record. Lineage: Eukaryota; Metazoa; Arthropoda; Insecta; Diptera; Culicidae. Gene Ontology annotation, biological process: G protein-coupled receptor signaling pathway. Bases 188 to 1489 code for a protein of 433 amino acids.